GCGCCCGGCUCGGCUAGGCACGGCUCGGCACCGAGCGGCACGGCACGGCACGGAGCGGCCCCGCGGGGGGCGGUGGGCUCCUACGAUGAGCGGUUGGCUCCUGCUCCUCACCAUGCUCCCUGUGUUUCUGGGCCCCCUGGCUGCCACGGCGCAGAAGAGGAGCCAAGCUGUGUGCGAGGACGUGCUGGAGGCUGACAUCGCCUUCCUGGUGGACGGCUCCUCCAGCAUCGGCAGGAACAAUUUCCGUGCUGUCCGCACCUUCAUGGAUGACCUGGUAGGGCCCUUCGUGCAGGUGGUGGGCAAGAAGGCGGUGCGCUUCGCCGUGGCGCAGUACAGCGAUGAGCCGCGGGUGGAGUUCCCCUUCUCCCAGCACACCGAUGGCACAAGUGUCCGGAGGGCCAUCCAGCAGAUGAGCUACAAGGGUGGCAACACACGGACUGGUGCCGGCUUCCGUUACGUUGCUGACAACUUCUUUGGUCCCACGCAGCUCCGGCCUGGGGUCCCCCAGAUCUGCAUCCUCAUCACAGAUGGCAAGUCCCAGGAUGAUGCUGAGGGGCCGGCAUCAAAACUGAAGAGCCAGGGCAUCAAGGUCUUUGCUGUGGGGAUCAAGAACGCUGACCGCAAGGAGCUGAUCCGUGUGGCCUCAAUGCCCACUGAUGCCUUCUUCUUCUAUGUUGGAGACUUCAAGCUGCUGGGGACGCUGGUGCCACUGAUGACACGCAGGGUGUGCACGAGUGUUGGGGGCACCCUCCGCCCGCUGGAUGAGCUCAGCCAUACCGGCCCCUCCAACCUGGAGAUCCUGGAGCAGGGCCUUGACCAGCUGCGGAUCCGCUGGACAGCAGCCAGUGGCCCUGUGACUGGCUACCGGGUGCAGCGUGUGCCACUGACUGGGCUGGGGCAGCCAAUUGUGGCAGAAAGGCAGGAGGUGAGCCUAGGGCCACGGGAGAUGAGCACUGUGCUGCGGGGGCUGCGCAUGGGGACGGAGUACCUGGUCACUGUCAUCGCUCAGUAUGCCAACAACAUUGGCAAGUCGGUGUCUGGCCGAGCACGCACCCAGAGCCGUGCCAGCUCUGUGCUGGAUUUCCGCGUAGUGGAGACUGGACCAACCUUUCUACGUCUGGCCUGGCAGCCUGGCCCUGAGCCUCCCCAGGGCUACAGCCUCAGCUACACUGUGCAAGGAGCAGCACAGGGGGAGGAGAAGACCCUGGGGGCCAGUGCAGAGUCAGCCACGCUGAGCAACCUACGCCCUGACACUGAGUAUGUGGUGAUGCUCCGACCCCACUACGUGCAGCAGCCUGCCAUCCCCAUCACCCUCACUGCCCGGACACGGCGCCCAGCAGGCGUGCAGCACUUGGCUGUCCACAAUGUCUCGGCGCAGAGCAUGCUGCUGGCCUGGCAGCCCGUCGGCGGUGCCACUGGCUACCGGCUCUCCUGGGCAACCCUCACAGGGCAGGACAGGCACAGGGUGGACCUGGAUGCUGGGAGGACAUCCCAUGCGCUGCGGGGGCUGCAGCCCAACACUGACUACGUGGUGACAGUGGCCCCGCUCUUCGGGCAGUUGGAGGGUCCCACAGCCACCGUGCGGCAGAGGAUGGAGGCAGGUGCAGAGCAGACACUGCGGACCAACAUCCUGGGCCCCACAUCCAUCCAGGUGCUUUGGACUGGUGCCCAUGAUGCCCGUGGCUAUCGUCUGGAGUGGAAGAGAGCCACAGGACCGGAGCCCCCUAGGACAGUGUCACUCCCCAGCAGCACCAAUACCUACCAGCUGACAGGGCUGCACCCAGGCACUGUGUACCGCAUCACCCUCUACACACUCUAUGACGGCGGGGAGGUGGCCACCCCUGUCACCACCUUCCAGACAGGUGUGGAGGCGCCCGUGGGUGCCGUGUCAGACCUGCGGCUCAUUGAAGAGGCGGGCAGGCGGGUGCGGCUGGCCUGGACCGGCAUCCCCGGUGCCACCGAGUACAAAGUGGUAGUGCGCAAUAACCAGGAUGGCACAGAGAGGACAAGGCGUGUCUCAGGCAGCCAGACGGAGCUGGAGCUGGGUGACCUCCAGGAGGGCAUUGCCUACCUGGUGCGUGUCUCGGCGCUGGUGGGCAGCCGGGAGGGCAGCACCACCACACUCACUGUCCGCCUCAAGUACCCGGCGGUGGGCAGCAUCUCGGAGCUGCGGGUGACGGAGGCCGGCCCCGGCCAGCUGCGCGUCACCUGGCGAGGGCUGCCAGGCGCUGGGAGCUACCUGCUGACCUGGCGAGGCACUGAUGGUCUGGAGCAAUCCCGCUUCCUCCCUGCUGACCCCACCACCUUCACCAUCGAGGGGCUGCGUGCCGGCAUCAUCUACACUGUUGGUGUCUCAGCUGUUGUGGAUGGCCGUGAAGGCAGCCCCAUCACCGCCACGGGGCGGAUAGCACCUGAGCAGGUGGGGACGGUAUCACAGCUGGAGGUGCAGGCAUCCAGGAGCAACGUCGCCCGUGUCACCUGGGUUGGCGUGCCGGGAGCCACUGCCUACCGCGUGGUGUGGAGCCGCAGGGAUGGAGGCUCAGAGAGCAGCCAGCGGGUUCCUGGACACACCAGCUCCUUUGACAUCCCUGACCUGGAGGGUGGUGUCUCCUACACUGUGAAGGUGACGGCACUCAUCGGUAACCGGGAGGGCAACCCCGUUUCUGUCAUCGUCACCACCCCGGAGGCAGCCCCAGUGCCCCCUGUCAGCACCUUCCAGGUGACGGAGGCUUCAGAGCACCGCCUGCUCCUGGCCUGGGUGCCAGUGGCCAGCAGUGCUGGGUACCGUCUGGUCUGGCGCCUGGCUGAGGGGGGGCCCCAGCACAGCCGGCAGCUCCCAGCCACCACCAGCUCCUACGACCUGGGGGGACUGGAGCCAGGCCAGCGCUACCACAUCAGCAUCACCAGCCUGGCUGGUGGUCAAGAGAGUGAGCCAGCCACCAUCACUGCUGUCACUGCAGCUGCCUCGGCCCACGUUACCAGCCUGCGGGUGACGGAGGUGCGGAGAGACUCCGUGAUGCUCGCCUGGACCCCUGUCCCUGGUGCUUCCAGCUACGUCCUCUCCUGGACCCCCCCCACAGCUGGGGGGCAGCCGGGGCGGACACUGCCCGGCACUGCCAGCUCCCAGCAGGUCUCUGGGCUGCGCCUGGGCCAGCGCUACACCUUCACACUCCGCCCGCUCCUGGGGAGCACACCAGGCACCGAGACCUCUGUCAGCGAGCGCACCGUCUGCAGGAAUGCCCGUGGUGACAUCGUCUUCCUUGUGCAUGGCACCCGUGACAGCUCUUCCAGCGCUGAUGCUGUCCGCACCCUCCUUUCCAACACUGUGUCCGCCCUGGGGCGCCUAGGCCCCGAGGGCACCCAGGUGGCUCUGGCCACGUACAGCUACCGCAGCUUGCCCUGGCUGCUCCUCAACCGCUCCAGUGACCUGCCUGUCGUGCUGGAGCAGAUCCGCACCAUGCGCUACGAGGAGCCCAGCGGCAAUGCCAUUGGGGCAGCCAUCACCUUUGCCAGGACUUAUCUGCUGAGCCCCGGUGCAGGGCGCCGGCCCAGUGUGCCAGCGGUGCUGGUGGUCCUGGCUGACGGCCCCUCCGGGGAUGAUGCCAUCGCUGCAGCCAGGGACAUUAAAGCUGGGGGGGUCCAGGUCCUGGCAGUGGGCUUGGAGGGGGCGGACCGGGAGCAGCUCCGGCGCGUGGUCACCAGCGAGGACCCGCGGUACAUCUACAGCAGUGGCAGCGACCUGGCAGAGCUAGAGGGGGAGCUCACCGAUGACCUCUGCACAAUCAUCUCCACCAGGCCGGAGAUGGAGCCGAAGCCCUGCACCAUGCAGUGCCCUAGGGGCGAGAAGGGGGACCGUGGCGAGGCAGGACCACAAGGACGCAUGGGGCAGCCGGGCCCCCCUGGUGAGCCGGGCCGCCAUGGGCCGCCUGGCCCACCGGGACCUGCAGGGCUACCGGGUCUGCCAGGAGAGAGCGUUGAGCGGCCAGGCAAGAAGGGCGACAGGGGAUUCCCUGGAGCUGAUGGGACACCAGGAAGCCCCGGCCGCCCGGGGAACCCCGGAUCCCCUGGCCAACCGGGCAUCCAGGGCAUCCCUGGCCCCCGAGGGGAUCCCGGACCACGGGGGCUGAUGGGACUUUCUGGCCCGAAGGGGGAGAAAGGCGAGCCGGGAGAGCCCAGGGUGAGCCUGGAUGGAAGACAGGGGCUUCCAGGCCAGAAAGGGGAGCCAGGCAUGCCGGGCAGCUCUGGCCCACCUGGGAGCCCUGGCCCACAGGGACCAUUUGGUGAUCCAGGCCCCCCUGGUCCACUUGGACCCGUGGGGCCACCGGGACCUCCGGGAGAGUUUGUGAAGGGGGAGAAGGGUGACCGAGGGGAGAGGGGCCCCCCUGGACUUGUGGAUGGGGCAGCACCUCGAGGGGAGCCCGGCCCCCCGGGCCUGCCUGGGGACCCUGGGCCCCGGGGACCUGCUGGGCCCCCCGGCCUGAAAGGAGAGAAGGGUGAUGGCAAAGAAGGUUUCCCAGGGCCACCUGGCCGCCCUGGGGACCCAGGAGACCGGGGCCCUCGGGGACCGCCAGGGGAACAGGGCAGGAAGGGAGACCGUGGGGCACCGGGCGAGCUGGGAGAGACGGGCGAGAAGGGAGACCGUGGUGUGCCAGGCCCUGAGGGCGAGAAGGGUGAGGUUGGACCCCCGGGGCGACCAGGGCCUUCAGGCAGAGAGGGAGCUCCUGGACUGGCUGGCCCCCGAGGGGAGAAGGGUGAUCCGGGACCACCUGGCAAGCCGGCUCCCAGUGUGGCCAGUGUUGCAGGAGAGAAGGUAACCCUGCCCCGGCCAUGCCUCUCCAGCCCCAUGCUGGCACCACCUGGGGCAUGGCCAAGGGCAGGGGAGGGGGGGACAACACAGCUGGGUGUCAACCUGAGGGGAUGCCCAUGGUGGUGCCCAGACCUGGCUCUCCCCAGCUGCAGUGGAGGGAAGGAGGGUGGUAGAGGCUUCCCAGGACCAGAAGGACCUCCUGGCCCCAAGGGUGAUGCAGGAGAUAAAGGUGCCCGAGGUGCCCCUGGCCUGAGCAUCCCGGGGCCAGCUGGCCCCAAAGGUGAUCAAGGCGAGCGGGGUACCGUUGGCCUCACAGGCAGGAGUGGCCCAAAGGGCGACCUGGGGGAGCCAGGGGAGAAGGGUGAGCCAGGCCGACCAGGCACACCGGGGCAAACUGGGCUGCGUGGCAAGGAGGGAGAGCGUGGAGAGAAGGGUGAUGAAGGUACCCCGGGCGAAGCAGGUCUGCCUGGCAAACCCGGAGACAGGGGCCCCCGGGGCCUUCCCGGCUACCGCGGCCCCCCCGGGGAGAAGGGUGACUCAGGGGACCCGGGUCCUGAAGGCAGGAACGGCAGCCCUGGAGCACCAGGGAGCAAGGGUGACCGUGGGGAGCCGGGGCUUCCUGGACCCCCAGGACGAACUGUUGAUGUGGGGCUCAGCGGAGUGGUGGAGAAGGGCGAGAAGGGGGACCCCGGAGACCCCGGCGAGGAUGGCGCAAAGGGUGCCCGGGGCGACAUCGGCUCCCCAGGCCUGCCCGGAGAGAGGGGUGCGGAGGGCCCCCGUGGCCCCCCUGGUGCACGGGGUGACCCUGGGGACAGAGGCCUGCCAGGAGAGAAGGGGGACCGUGGCGCACCAGGGCUGGAUGGCCGCAAUGGGCUGGAAGGCAAACCCGGGCCCCCGGGCCCUGCCGGGCUGCGGGGAGACCCAGGGAAGCAGGGGGACCCCGGCCGGGAUGGGCUGCCCGGGCUGCGUGGGGAGCAGGGACCGCCUGGCCCCAUGGGCCCUCUGGGACCACCUGGUGUCCCUGGCAAACCCGGCGACAACGGCAAACCUGGCCUCAGUGGCAAGAACGGAGAAGAUGGGACACCAGGAGAGGAUGGGAGGAAGGGAGACAAAGGAGACACGGGACCCCCUGGCAGAGAUGGCCGCAAUGGUGUCAAGGGUGAGCAGGGGGACAGAGGUGUGCCAGGCCCCCUCGGCCCCCCCGGCCUCCCUGGUGUCACGGGGCAGGUUGGCCCCCCUGGCCAGGGCUCACCAGGCCUUCGUGGGGUGGCUGGACCAAAGGGGGACCCAGGGGAACCUGGACUGCGAGGAGAGCCGGGGCAACCUGGCAAACCUGGAGCACGCGGAGACCCCGGGACUGCAGUGAACAUUGAACGUAGCCUGGAAGCGCUUGGCAUCAAGGUUUCAUCCCUGAAGGAGCUCACGGGUGCCUACGACGGGAGCUCAGACUCAUUUCUGCCAGUGUCUGAGCGGCUGCGGGGGCAGAAAGGCAGCCAGGGGGAGCCAGGAGAGAGGGGUCCUCCAGGCCGAGAAGGUUCCUUAGGCUUCCCUGGUGAGCGAGGACCCAAAGGUGACAAGGGGGACCCAGGUGCACCUGGCCCCCAGGGCCCCACAGGCCGUGCUGUGGGUGAGCGGGGUCCUGAGGGGCCGCCUGGGCAGCCAGGGGAGCCUGGCAAGCCGGGCAUCCCUGGGGUGCCAGGCCGGGCUGGGGAGCUGGGAGAGGCUGGGCGAGCCGGCGAGAAGGGCGACCGGGGUGAGAAGGGCGACCGGGGUGAUCAGGGCAGGGACGGCAUGCCUGGCCCCCCAGGGCCCCCGGGGCCCAAGGCAGACGUGGUGGAGGGCAGCCUGACGGGCUUCCCAGGCGAGCGUGGCCCUGCCGGACCCAAGGGAGCAAAGGGUGAGCCAGGAGCCGAGGGCGAGCGGGGAUCCAAAGGAGAUAAGGGUGAGAGUGGCCUGCGGGGCGAGCGAGGGGAGCCCGGUGAGAAAGGCAGGGAUGGUGCCCCAGGUCUCCCGGGUGAAAGAGGGCUGGCUGGCCCUGAGGGGAAGCCGGGUUUGCCAGGCUUCCCCGGCGUGCUGGGACGCCCGGGCAGCCAGGGAGACCCAGGACCCCCAGGACCCCCGGGUAGUGCUGGCCCACCAGGGACACAGGGCCCACCUGGAAGCAAGGGUGAUCCGGGGGAACCUGGCUCCAGCAUCCGGGGCUUGCCUGGUCCCCAAGGAAGCAUGGGGCUGCCUGGCCCCCCUGGCCCCCCUGGCCCGGGGGGCCCACCAGGUGCCUCUGGGCUGCCAGGACAAGUGGGGGAGACCGGGAAGCCAGGUGUGCCAGGCAGGGACGGCAUGCCGGGGAAGGACGGCGAGGCGGGGAUGCCUGGGAAGAUGGGCAUGCCGGGACCUUCAGGCCCUGCUGGUCCCAAGGGAGAGCCAGGGAAUGCUGGAGCCCCAGGGCAGGCCAUCACUGGCCCUCCCGGUGUCAAAGGUGAGAAGGGCGAGCCGGCGUUGCUGGAGGGCGUGCUGCUGGGAGAACCUGGCUCCAAGGGUGACCGAGGCUUGCCGGGCCCCAAGGGCGAGAAGGGAGAGCCAGGAAGAUUCGGGGAGCCAGGGGAUCCUGGGGAAGACGGAGCCAAGGGGUCCACCGGAGCCAAAGGGGAGAAGGGAUCACCAGGUGUCGGUGUGCAGGGGCCGCCAGGACAGGAUGGGCCUCUGGGCUUGAAGGGUGACAUCGGCUUGCCAGGACUACCAGGACCCCCAGGUGUGGCAGGCAUCGCUGGGACGCCGGGACAGCCAGGCCUGAGAGGGGACAAUGGGCAGCCUGGCCCACCAGGCCCCCCAGGAGAGAGGGGUUUGAUCGGCUUUCCUGGGAGAGAUGGCACACCCGGACCACCAGGACCCAUGGGGCCCCCAGGGCCAGCCGGCAUACAAGGGGCAUCUGGGCUGAAGGGUGACAAGGGUGCUCCAGGGGCUGGGCUGCCAGGAGCCAGAGGUGAGCGUGGAGACCCAGGGCCACGGGGUGAAGAUGGGCGACCAGGGCCAGAAGGGGAUCGCGGGCCAGCGGGCUUGCCUGGGAACCGGGGAGAGCGUGGGGACAAGGGAGACGUUGGGGCCCCAGGGCUCAAAGGAGACAAGGGUGAUACUGUUGUGGUGGAGGGGCCUGCUGGAGUGCGGGGCAGCAAGGGGGAGCCGGGAGAGCGUGGCCUGAAGGGCACAGAAGGGGACAAGGGGGACAAGGGGGAGCAAGGCAUGCCUGGAGAGAAGGGGGCGAGGGGCGAGCAAGGCGAGAAGGGCUCCACAGGCUUCCCUGGGGCACGUGGCCCUGGUGGGCAGAAGGGAGAGGUUGGAGCGUUGGGAGAGCCUGGCGAGCCGGGCCAGCCUGGCCGUGAUGGGAUCCCUGGAGCCCGGGGAGAGAAGGGAGACAUGGGACCCUAUGGCAUGCGCGGUCCCAAGGGUGACCGGGGCAUGAAAGGUGCCUGUGGCAUUGAUGGGGACAAGGGUGAGAAGGGAGAGCCAGGGAUCCCAGGGCGCUCAGGGCUGCCAGGGAGGAAAGGCGAGCCGGGAGAGCUGGGUCUGUCGGGGCCACCGGGCACCCCUGGGAAGGAGGGGCUCAUGGGACCCAAGGGUGACCGGGGAUUCGAUGGGCAGCAGGGAGCCAAAGGAGACCAGGGGGAGAAAGGAGACCGGGGUGCCCCGGGCAUUAUCGGUGGCCCCGGUCCCCGGGGUAGUGACGGUGCUCCUGGCCCCCCCGGACCUCCAGGAAACGUUGGCGCACGAGGUCCCGAGGGCAUACAGGGCCAGAAGGGGGAGAGAGGCCCCCCUGGACAGUCAGUACAGGGGGCCCGCGGCGUGCCUGGUAUCCCUGGUGAGAGAGGAGAGCAGGGCAGUCCCGGCAUCCAGGGGCUCCGUGGGGAGAAGGGAGAGCCAGGCAUGACGGAGGAGGAGAUCCGUGCCUUCGUCAGGCAGGAGAUGAACCAGCACUGUGCCUGCGGUGGCCACUUUCCACAGCACCUGGAUUCACGUGAGCACUCAGGAGGCUGGGGGACUCAGGCCAGGAGCAGCCUCCACACUGCCCAGGGAGGAGGAAGAAGCAUCCGCCAGGAGAGGGAGCACGGCCAAAGAGGGCGAUUCCCCACCCAGCCAUUCCCAGCUGGCAGCACUCACCCAGUCCCUGUGCUCAAGUUGUCACACGCUGAGGAAGAGGAGAGGCAGGAUACACAGAUCAUGCUUGACACCGAUGACCUUGAGUAUGAGAGCCUGUAUGGGGAGGAGGAGGACUACGACGAGGUCCCAGAGAUGGACAGCUUGGAGCAGCCCGUGAUGAGCGCCAAGCCCUGCAGCCUGUUGCUGGAUGAGGGUGACUGCCAGCGCUACACGCUGCGGUGGUACUAUAACCAAAGAGUCACCGAGUGCCGGCCCUUCAUCUACAGCGGCUGCCGAGGCAACCGCAACCGCUUCAACAGCAAGGAGGAGUGCGAGCUGCACUGCGGGCAGCACCCAGGGGCAGAUGCCCGCAGCAUUGCCAGUGACAAGGUGGGAGAGCAUCUGAAGGCAUAGGCGUGGGCAAUGGCUUGGCAGGCAGGGCUGCCUGGUGGUGGGGCCCAGCUGCCGCCCCAGCCAGGGCUGGGCUGCCCAUGGUGGCAGGGGCGGCAUGUCCACCAGCCUCUAGCAGGAACUUGGUGCUAUUUCUAACGUGUCUUAUUGCUGCUCACAGGUUUUUCCUUUCAUAUUACUUCUACUACCUGUUAAGGUGAAAUUUGUAUCAAAUGGGAAACCAUCCCCCCUGCAAGGCUCUUAACCCCCUUUCCCACCCACAAGUUUUCUGGGCUGUUGCCAGUUUUAUUUUUAACUUAUUUGCUGCUGAUGGCAUGGUGCUUGGCCCCAUGUCCCCUCCCCCAGGAGCAGAGCUGGGACUUGGCGUGGUUGGGCUCCCCUCAUCUAACACUUUAAUCUCCUUCCCUGCCCCUCCCAUGAGUCUCCCAAAUCCCCCCUCAACUCCCUGCUCUCUGCCAGGGGAGGCUGCCUGCAUCCCUGGGCUAGGUGGUGCCUUCCUGCAUGGCAUCCCUCAACACCCACCCUGCAACCAGCUCCAUCUCAAUAAAUUUCACCUCAGCCUCAAACAGGACUCAGUUCCACUUCUGCAGCUGCAAUGGUUUGGCAAAGACCUGUGGGGGGCUGCAGGCUCACACGCCUGCCAACAGCAUGUCUGUCUUUAAUCCAGGGGGUGCUUGUCUCCACUCCCCGGCCUGCUGGGGAAACCCUGAGGAUGGUGCUAUGUUAGAGGAGGUUCCUGCUCACCUCGCUUGCUCUCAAAGGUUUCAUGAAAGCAAUGUGGGCUCCCGGGGUUUGCAGGGGGCUGUGGGCUGGUGGGCGGGCUUUGUAGCGCCCGUAUGUACCGCUGCUCUCUGGGUAUAUCUGUAUACAGCGAAUGUAUAUGUGUACCAAUGUGGGGGGGGGGGUGUGUGUG
This is a messenger RNA of Phalacrocorax carbo (great cormorant), 10262 nucleotides long. Lineage: Eukaryota; Metazoa; Chordata; Aves; Suliformes; Phalacrocoracidae. The record is from RefSeq and is a predicted model, not a curated record.